GUUUUGCCCGAUACAGAAUAACAGAAAGAAGCUCCUUGCGAAUCUUAUAUUUUUUGAACGUGUUUAUUAUAUUUGGAACUUGUUUUGUUGGCUCUAUUGUGAUAAGAGGAGUGUUGACCACCCGACAGAGGAAGAAACCAUUGCUAGGAAUAUAAGGAACCUCGUAAUAAAACGCAUACUAAAAUCCAUUUUAUACGACUGCACUUUUAAACAGGAUUUAAUACCGAACAUUAUUGGAUAAAAUAUGGCAGGUUGCGGUACACCAUCCGAUAUAACAGGCGGCUCGGUGCUCACAACCGGUCCAUACAGGAACGGUUCCUAUGCCGUAUAUACGUGCACCAGCGGAUACGUGAUGUCCGGUACGGCGUACAUAGAGUGCCUGAAUGGAAUCUGGAGCGUGGAUCUGCCUGCGUGCUCUAAACAAGACUACAACCAGGUCUACAACUACAUCACAGACAACCACCAGGAUAUUCCUAAUUGGCUGUUAUGGAUGUUCGGGGCUAUAGCUGGUCUACUCAUCCUCCUGCUACUCGCGUGUGUUUUUGCCUGGUGCCUUCAAUGCCUAGGAUGUUUCGGACGGGGUUCAUUGUUCGGAGAAAUGAACCCUCGUGGCUCGCCGUGUAUGUGUUGUAGGCGACAGAGCUACGACACAGCUCGCCGGAGUUGUUCGACGUUUCCGCGCAAGUACGAGUACGAUGAAGACGGUCGGCGGUAUCACCUUGACGACAACGGCAUGGCGUGCUACUACCAGCACAAGAACAAUUCACAUGGAAAAGUUAUGCAUAAUGGGGUAGAUGGUUCAUCAGAGAUACGCCGGACUUGUAAGACAUUUCCGCGCAAGUACGAGUACGAUGAAGACAGUCGGCGGUAUCACCUUGACGACAACGGCAUGGCGUGCUACUACGAGCACACAAACAAAUCAAAUGGAAAAGCUGUGCAUUACGGGAUAGAUGGUUCAUCAGAGGUCUCAACCCCACGACCAACAUUCGUGCAGGCGGUAAACGAGGUGAUGGUAGAAAAACGACAGCUGCCCGCAAAAGAAAUCCAUGUCUGGAAACCGCAUGCCAACCCCGUCCGCAACAUCAACACCAGCACGAAGUAGCCACUAAACAGGAUGCUUAAAGUAUCGAGAAACAAGAGAAUCAUUGGAUAACACUAGCACUGUCUCUUAGUCAACGAAAGCAUCGAAAACAACCGAUCAUUUAGAAAGUGACGUAUCUCGAAAAACUUCUCUUCUAUUUAAGAUGCUGUUUUCAUCAUUCCAAAUACGGAUGCUUUUCAUGUGUUUGAUAAUUAUAUUGAAGAGAAGAUUAAAAUCAACAUUAAUUGCACAAUUUUCAAGACCUAUUCGUUACGAUCAAAAUAUUUAUAACACAAUGAAUUAUUAGUGUAAAAACACACACCAGAUGAAGACGAACAGGAUAUUUAUCAAGCCGGUCCUCGUUGAAAAUCGUAGUUAUUAUGCAUGCCUUUGUUAAUGCUUUUUGAAAUGUUUUCUAGUACUAAGUUAUUAUAUUUUCCGUACGUUUCGUAUUGCUUGUGUUUGAGCAUUAAGCUGCAGGUAUUUAAAGGUAGUAGUUCAAACCAAAAGUAAAUAUAGUUGCAUCCGUUUGAGUUUGGUUUUGAUGAAGAAAUCUAUCGCCAUACAAUUGUGUUUAUAGUGCUUCAAUAAUUGGCUAAACGGAAGUCAGGAGCGUGU
Molecule: messenger RNA, 1699 nt
Organism: Dreissena polymorpha
Lineage: Eukaryota; Metazoa; Mollusca; Bivalvia; Myida; Dreissenidae
Exons: 9
Coding region: 245-1102 (285 amino acids)
Source: RefSeq, a predicted model, not a curated record